AUGAGACUGACCAUAAGAAAUACAGUUCUACUUGCACUGAUCGGGUGCAUGAUGAGUCCAGAAGUUAAUGCCUUUACCUCAACGACCAAGAGUUCAGCCAAUACAGAUCCUGCUGUCCGACUGUAUGGUAUGAAACGUCCCAUCAUCGAUCAAGUCGCAUCGACGUUGUUUCAACUGGAAACCAGCCGAGUCGAAGCGUCGUCUGUGGUGGAUGACCAAGGCCGCAAAGGAGAGCCCAUGGAAUGGAGUGAAUCAGAUUCCAUUGCCAAUCGUUUUUCUCAAAUUGUCCAAAACAACGAAUUGGGGUACCGAUUCAAACAAUUUGUGGCGGAUAUUGUUGCAGGUCAGGAGUAUGAUCAUGAAGCAACCAUAAAAGUCAUUGAUGAGUUUGUAUCUUCCACCACCACCACAUCCACCAAUAACAAGCAGCAACCAUCCAUUUUUGGCAACUUUUUUGCAGGAGCUGGCGGCAGCCGUAAAGGAGCACCACCAGUUGCCAUGUUCUCGUUUACUACCUGUCCCUUUUGUCGUCGAGCCAAGGAUUAUCUCGACGCCCAAGGCAUUCCCUAUGUAUCCAUGGAGUUGGACGAGUUGCCUGGAAAUCAAGGGAAUGAGAUUCGUGCCAGUUUGGGGCGCAAGACUAGGCGCACGUCGGUUCCAUCCAUCUUUGUGAGGGGAGAAUACGUGGGAGGUUGUAACGAUGGACCAGGAUUGCUACCACUUGGGGAAUCUGGAGAGCUUCAACGCAUAUUGGAGGGAUAA
Cylindrotheca closterium is the source of this 762-nucleotide messenger RNA. NCBI's taxonomy places the organism in Eukaryota, Bacillariophyta, Bacillariophyceae, Bacillariales, Bacillariaceae. The record is from the annotation of a GenBank genome assembly.